This is a messenger RNA of Amphibalanus amphitrite, 1332 nucleotides long. RefSeq lists its product as uncharacterized. Lineage: Eukaryota; Metazoa; Arthropoda; Thecostraca; Balanomorpha; Balanidae. The transcript has 4 exons. The coding region runs from base 1 to 1332 and encodes 443 amino acids. The record is from RefSeq and is a predicted model, not a curated record.
AUGACUGGCAUGAUGACGGUAUCGGUGAUGACUGGCAUGGUGACUGUCCGGGUGAUGACCGGCAUGGUGACUGUCCUGGUGAUGAACGGCAUGGUAACGGUCCCGGUGACUGUCCUGGUGAUGAACGGCAUGGUGACGGUCCCGGUGAUGACUGGCAUGGUGACUGUCCCGGUGACUGUCCUGGUGAUGAACGGCAUGUCUUCACUGGUGAUGCCCGGCAUGGUGACGGUCCCGGUGACGGUCCUGGUGAUGACUGGCAUGGUGACUGUCCCGGUGAUGACCGGCAUGGUGACUGUCCUGGUGAUGCCCGGCAUGGUGACGGUCGCCGUGACGGUUCUGGUGACUGUCCCAGUGACGAUCCCGGUGAUGACCGGCAUGAUGACGGUCCCAGUGAUGACUGGCAUGGUGACUGUCCCGGUGACUGUCCUGGUGAUGACCAGCAUGGUGACGGUCUCGGUAAUGACUGGCAUGGUGACGGUAUCGGUGAUGACUGGCAUGGUGACGGUAUCGGUGAUGACUGGCAUGGUGACGGUAUCGGUGAUGACUGGCAUGGCGACUGUCCGGGUGAUGACCGGCAUGGUGACUGUCCUGGUGACGACCGGCAUGGUGACUGUUCGGGUGACUGUCCUGGUGAUGACAUGCAUGGUGACGGUCCUAGUGACUGUCCUGGUGAUGACUGGCAUGGUGACGGUCCCGGUGAUGACUGGCAUGGUGACAGUCCCGGUAACUGUCCUGGUGAUGAACGGCAUGGUGACGGUCCCGCCUGUCCUGGUGAUGACCGGCAUGGUGACGGUCCUGGUGAUGACUGGCAUGGUGACAGUCCCGGUAACUGUCCUGGUGAUGAACGGCAUGGUGACGGUCCCGGCGACGGUCCAGGCGAUGCCCUGUCUUCGGUGGUAUUCUCCCAGGCCAGCUCCGUGUCCGCCUGUGCCUGUCCUGGUGAUGACUGGCAUGGUGACUGUCCCGGUGACUGUCCCGGUGAUGACUGGCAUGGUAACGGUCCCGGUGACUGUCCUGGUGAUGACCGGCAUGGUGACAGUCCCGGUGACUGUCCUGGUGAUGACCGGCAUGGUGACUGUCCUGGUGAUGACCGGCAUGGUGACGGUCCCGGUGAUGACUGGCAUGGUGACUGUCCCGGUGACUGUCCUGGUGAUGAACGGCAUGGUGACUGUCCUGGUGACGACAUGCAUGGUGACGGUCCUAGUGACUGUCCUGGUGAUGACUGGCAUGGUGACGGUCCCGGUGAUGACUGGCAUGGUGACUGUCCCGGUGACUGUCCUGGUGAUGAACGGCAUGGUGACGGUCCCGGCGACGGUCCAGGUGAUGCUCUGA